Penicillium riverlandense is the source of this 711-nucleotide messenger RNA. RefSeq lists its product as uncharacterized. The transcript is spliced from 3 exons. Bases 1 to 711 code for a protein of 236 amino acids. The record is from RefSeq and is a predicted model, not a curated record. NCBI's taxonomy places the organism in Eukaryota, Fungi, Ascomycota, Eurotiomycetes, Eurotiales, Aspergillaceae.
AUGCCGUUUAUUUGGUAUUACCUCUGCGAGAUUGUCUACGGUUUCGUGAUUUACUUCAUCAAACUAUCCAUUCUCUGGCUUUACCUCCGUAUCUUUCCGAAAGGGAUAUUCCAUAGAUGGGUUAUUGCCACAAUGGUCUUCGUCACUCUAUCUUUGGUUAUCACGAUGCCAAUGGUAAUCUGGCAAUGUGUCCCGAUCAGCGCAAUCUGGGAUCUAAAGCGCAACGACGCGCAGUGCCUUAGCAUCUCGGGAGUCGCCUACGCAAGUGCAGCUAUCAACGUUGCCACCGAGAUUGUGAUAUUGAUUCUUCCCAUACAUCUUGUCUACAAGAUUCGUGUCUCAAAAUCCACGAAGUUUGCUCUAUAUGCACUUUUCAGUGCUGGGAUCUUCGUUAUCGCUACUGCAUGUGCACGGAUACCAAGCCUGGCACAUGUCGACGCAGUCAGGGACCCAACAUAUUUGAUCCGCAGUCCCUUCUAUUGGUCAUGCGCAGAAACAUCAGUGGCACACAUAUGUGCAACAGCGCCGGCUAUGCGGCCAUUGUAUUUGAAGUUGCGGGCUAUGAUUCGCCUAAGAAAUGAUCAAGCAGUAAGCUCUGAUUUCUCCGGGGGUGGCCCAACUUUGGAUCCAUGCAAGACAGUCCAAGAAAACUCGGAAGAGCGGGAAAAGGAUGACGAAAGUGCCGACGAGGUCUUGACCUCUACUGUUUAA